Procambarus clarkii (red swamp crayfish) is the source of this 3942-nucleotide messenger RNA. Its product is annotated as ice-structuring glycoprotein-like. The record is from RefSeq and is a predicted model, not a curated record. Gene Ontology annotation, molecular function: DNA binding; structural constituent of chromatin. Lineage: Eukaryota; Metazoa; Arthropoda; Malacostraca; Decapoda; Cambaridae. Gene Ontology annotation, biological process: chromosome condensation.
AUGGUAAACAUGCAUAGCGGAACCAACAAUAGUUCUCGAGUUCAGAAAAAGCAGGAGAAAGAACGCAUCAGCGACAACAUGGAAGCAAUCCAAUACAUCCUGAAGACGACCUUCACCGAGGAGGAACUACAGGAGGCCCAGGAGGCCCUGGAGGACCUGCUGACGUUGCUCAUGAAGGGUAACGGGCCCGUGAAGAUAACAGGCGUCACCUUGCGAGUGUACCGGGCCCUGGUGGAGGCCGGGGUCCUGCUGGACCAGAAGCCUUCCUUGGAGGACACGGAGCUGCUCCACAUGGUGAGGCCGUGGCAGGCUUGCGGCCCAUUGUCCCAGCCCGUCAUAAAGGUGCUGACGGGGGGAUUGGUGCAGCUGGAGGCCGUGGCCGACGGCCGGCUCCAUGCCACCCUGGGUCAGGUGACCUGCCUCGUCCUGUCCCACGUGUACUACCUCCAGUCUCUCCCCGACAACGCCACGUACGUCGCCAUGAUCUGCCCAGACUGGCGGGAAAAUCCUCCCGCCGAAGGCAAGAAGGUGUUCAGUGAGUGGGUUGUGAGGCAGCAGGCGGCGUGGGAGUGGGCGGGGAGGGAGAUGGCGGCCCUGGAGGGGGUGGCCACGCCGGCCAUGAGGGUGCUGGCCAGGGGGGUCCAGGUCGGGGCUAAGACCGCAGGACAGUUCCAGGUUGACCUGGGUCACGUGACCUGCCUCGUCCUCUCCCGCGGCUUCUACCUCCAUUGCCUCCCUGACAGGGUCACCUACGUCAUCAAGGCCGACCCCUCGCAGGGUAGAGUCGACUCUCCUCUCUCUCGCUCUCCCCUCUCCAAAAAGACCGUUGACGCUGAAAAGACUGCCGCCGAAGAGGCCGCACCCGAUGUGGCCGCAUCCGAUGUGGCUGCACCCGAUGUGGCCGCAUCCGAUGUGGCCGCACCCGAUGUGGCCGCACCCGAUGUGGCCGCAUCCGAUGUGGCCGCACCCGAUGUGGCCGCAGCCGAAGAGACAGCAUCCGAUGUGGCCGCACCCGAUGUGGCCGCAUCCGAUGUGGCCGCAUCCGAUGUGGCCGCACCCGAUGUAGCCGCAACCGAAGAGGCCGCAGCCGAUGUGGCCGCACCCGAUGUGGCCUCAACUGAAAAGGUCGCUGCCAAAAAGGCCGCAGCUGCUGCAGAGAAGGCCGAUGCCGAAAGGACCGCUGCUUCUACCGUAAAGGCCGAAGUUGAAAGGGCCGCUGCCGAAAAGGCCGCAGCCGAAUUGGCCGCUGCUGCAGCUGCUGAAAAGGUCGCUGCCGAAAAGGCCGAAACCGAAAGGGCCGCUGCUGCUGCUGAAAAGGUCGCUGCCAAAAAGGCCGCUGCUGGUGCCGAAAAGGCUGCUGCAGCUGCCGAAAAGGCUGCUGCUGAUGCUGCAGAGAAGGCCGCUGCAGAAAAGAUCGCUGCCGAAAAAGCCGUUGCCGAAAAGGCUGCAGCCUUUUCGGCAGCCAAAAGAGCCGCUGCUGCGGCUGAAAAGGUCGCUGCUGAAAAAGCCAAAGCAGAAAGGGCCGCUGCUGCUGCUGCUGCUGCCGAAAAAGUUGCUGCCGAAAAGGCGGAAGCCGAAAGAGCCGUAGUCGAAAAGGCCGAAGCCGAAAGGGCCGCUGCUGAAAAGGCCGCUGCUGCUGCCGAAAAGGCCGCUGCUGCUGCCGAUAAGGCCACUGCUGUUGCCGAAAAGGCUGCUGCUGCUGCUGAAAAAGCCGCGGCAGAGAAGGCCGCUGCAGAAAAGGUGGCUGUAGAAAAGGCCGCUGCCGAAAAGGCCGCUGCCGAGAGGGCUGCAGCCUUUUCAGCAGCCGAGAGGGCUGCUGCUGCAGAAAAGGUAGCUGCCAAAAAGGCCGCUGCCGAAAGGGCCGAUGCUACUCCUACCGAAAAGGUUGCUGCCGAAAAGGCCGAAGCCGAGAGGGCCGCUUCUGUUGCUGAAAAGGUCGCUGCCGAAAAGGCCGCUGCCGCUGCAGAGAAGGCCCCUGCCGAAAAGGGCGAAGCUGAAAGGGCCGCUGCUACUGCUGGCGAAAAGGUCGCUGCCGAAAAGGCCGAAGCCGAAAGGGCCGCUGCCGAAAAGGCCGAAACCGAAAAGGCCGCAGCCGAAACGCUCGCUGCUGCUGCUGAAAAGGUUGCUGCCAAAAAGGCCGCUGCUGCUGCCGAAAAGGUCGCUGCAGAAAAGGCCGCUGCCGAAAAUGCCGAAGCCUUUUCGGCAGCCGAAAGGGCCGCUGAUGUUGCUGAAAGGGUCGCUGCCGAAAGGGUCGCUGCCGAAAGGGUCGCUGUCGAAAAGGCCGAAGCCGAAAGGGCCGCUGCUGCUGCUGCCGAAAAGGUUGAGGCCGAAAAGGCUGAAGCUGAAAAGGCCGUUUCCGACAAGGCCAAAGCCGAAAGGACAGCUGCCGAAAAGGCCGCUGCUGCUGCUGAAAAGGUUGAAGCCGAAAGAGCCGCUGCUGCUACAGACACGACUACUGCAGACACAGCCCCUGCACACACGGCCCCUGCACACACGGCCCCUACAGACACGGCCCCUGCACACACGGCCCCUGCACACACGGCCCCUGCACACACGGCCCCUGCAGACAAUACCGCUGCAGACAAUACCGCUGCAGACAGGGCCGCUGCAGACAGGGCAGCUACAGACACGACCGCUCCAGACAGGGCAGCUACAGACACGACCGCUCCAGACAGGACAGCUACAGACACGACCGCUCCAGAUAGGGCCGCUGCAGACAGGGCAGCUACAGGCACGACCGCUGCAGACACGGCCACUGCAGACAGGGCCGCUGCAGACAGGGCAGCUACAGGCACGACCGCUCCAGACACGACCGCUGCAGACAGGGCCGCUGCAGACGCGACCGCUGCAGACGCGACCGCUGCUGACAGGGCCGCGGCAGAAAAGGCAGCCGCAGAGAAGGCAGUUGCUGCAGACUGGGCCGCUGUAGAGAAGACUGCUGCAGAAAAGGCAGCCGCAGAGAAGGCAGCCGCUGCAGACUGGGCCGCUGUAGAGAAGGCUGCUGCAGAAAAGGCAGCCGCAGAGAAGGCAGCCGCUGCAGACUGGGCCGCUGUAGAGAAGGCUGCUGCAGAAAAGGCAGCCGCAGAGAAGGCAGCCGCUGCAGACUGGGCCGCUGUAGAGAAGGCUGCUGCAGAAAAGGCAGCAGCAGAGAAGGCAGCCGCUGCAGACUGGGCCGCUGUAGAGAAGGCAGCCGCAGAGAAGGCAGCUGCAGAGAAGGCCGCUGCAGAGAAGGCAGCUGCAGAGAAGGCAGCUGCAGACAGUGCCGCUGCAGACAGUCCCGCUGCAGAGAAGGCAGCCGCAGAGAAGGCAGCCGCAGAGAAGGCAGCCGCAGAGAAGGCAGCCGCAGAGAAGGCCGCCUCAGAGAAGGCCGCCUCAGAGAAGGCCGCCUCAGAGAAGGCCGCCUCAGAGAAGGCCGCUUCAGAGAAGGCCGCUGCAGAGAAGACCGCUUCAGAGAAGGCCGCUGCAGAGAAGGCCGCUGCAGAGAAGGCCGCUGCAGAGAAGGCCGCUUCAGAGAAGGCCGCUGCAGAGAAGGCCGCUUCAGAGAAGGCCGCUUCAGAGAAGGCGGCUUCAGAGAAGUCCGCUUCAGAGAAGGCCGCUUCAGAGAAGGCCGCUGCAGAGAAGGCCGCUGCAGAGAAGGCCGCUUCAGAGAAGGCCGCUUCAGAGAAGGCCGCUUCAGAGAAGGCCGCUGCAGAGAAGGCCGCUGCAGAGAAGGCCGCUGCAGAGAAGGCCGCUGCAGAGAAGGCCGCUGCAGAGAAGGCCGCUGCAGAGAAGGCCGCUGCAGAGAAGUCCGCUGCAGAAAGAGUCAGUGCAGUGCCUACCUCUGAGUGCUCAUUUAUCGUACGACGCAUAGAACGGGUUGACAUCCAUGUCCGUGUGACGAUGAAGAAUAACCCACUCUCAGGCGGGCUACCUAGUGAACCACCUAGUGAAUGGACCACCUAG